Daucus carota subsp. sativus is the source of this 1881-nucleotide messenger RNA. RefSeq lists its product as uncharacterized. NCBI's taxonomy places the organism in Eukaryota, Viridiplantae, Streptophyta, Magnoliopsida, Apiales, Apiaceae. The transcript has a single exon. The coding region runs from base 1 to 1881 and encodes 626 amino acids. The record is from RefSeq and is a predicted model, not a curated record.
AUGUCUCAACCACCGGUCGGUCUAAACGACUGCUUAAAGCUCCUAAAAGGCGAGCGCGACGAGCAAAAACUCGCCGGCCUUCUCCUCGUCACCAAAUUCAUCAAUAACGAUGACGUCAGCUCGAUAUCCGUUAUCUACGACGCCGUCGGCGAUGUGUUCCUCACGCGCCUGCUCAACACAGGGCUCGGAAAAGGUAAAUUACUCAAAUCCGGACUUGAUAAUCGAGACGCUUACUUACAACUUGCUGUUACUCUGCUUGCUUCGUUUUGUCGUGUUCCGAGUAUUGCGGCUUCGAAUGAGAUGUUCUCGAAAUUGAAUUUGAUUUUUGAGGUUUUGUCGAGAGGAGUGUGUUCGUGUGUUGAGGAAUGUUGGGAAUUUUUGUUGUUAGUAGUUAAUGGUAAUAAUGAUAGAAUUAGGGCUUUUGUAGAGAAUGGAGGAUUGAGUUUGUUAGGAUCGAGAAUCGAGAUGUUUGAGGAUGGUUCGCGUGUGAUUGAAAUUGUUAUGAGGCUUGUUGAGUUGGUUGUGAGUGAUUAUGAUGCGGAGGUUUUGUUUGGUAAGUAUGCGAGUGAGGUGGCAAUGAUUGUUGUUGGUGUGGCUAGGCAGUUUGCGGUUUUGCAUAAUAAUGUGAAAUUCGAGGCACUUCAUUUGUUGUCUGCGAUUUUGUCGAGUAGAUAUGGUGGAGAUGUUUGUGAUGUUUUGAGGGCGAGGGAGAGUGGUGUGUGGGCGGAUUAUGUGAGGGUUGGUGUUGUGGCGAUUUUGCAGAAUCGUGUGGCACCUGCUGAGAAACUUCAUGCGCUUAUUGUGGCGGAGGCUGUUGUGGGUAUAGUUGGUAAGGAAUGGUUUUUUGGUCCGAUGAAUUUGCCUGGUGUGGAAGAGGCUGUUGUGCCGGGGGAUAGGUGUGUGUUGCUUGUUUUGGAGUCGUCUAGGAUUGAGAUUGCUGUUCUUCUUAAUGACUUGGCUUAUUUGAAGUUUGAAGCUUCGAAGAGUUCUUUGGGUGACAAUAAUGUUGUUUCGAAGGAAAGGAAUCUUUGUGUAGCGUUUUCAUUGGUGGAAAAUAUUGUGAAAAUGAUUGCAAGUGUUGCUGAAGAUGAAGGUGGUGUUAUUAGCGAAAGUACUUUUAUUAAGAUUAUAAAUGGGCUUAAUGAGACGACUGGUGUCAUCCUUGAGUAUAUACAAGAUGCGAAGGUUCAUGGACAAAGGAAAGGAGAUGAUCUCCUUGCUUCAGUGCGGGUUAUUGGGAGUUAUCUUGCAGAAACCCCUGAUGCAUGCAAGGAUAAGGUAACAUCACUUUUGGAUUUUAUGCUUUCGAUUGAGGGGGAAGACGAGCAAAGUCCUUUCCAGUCUAUCUGUUUUUUGCUUCCUAUGUUGUGUCAGAUAACAAUGGAAGUUGAUGGAUGUCGUGUUGUUGCUUUUUCCGGAGCGCAAAAAGCUAUUGUAAGUUGCCUCAUUAAGCUGAUUAGUCUUAAUGGCGAUAAAGCAAAGGAUGGUAGUUUGAUAUAUCUGGCAUGUGAUACACUUAUGAACGUUCUGUUAAAGAAAGUAGAAGUCCCUAUUUCCUUUGAUGGAGCUGACGUAGUUGAACUCUUGGCAACUUUGGUUUACUGGUCGGAGAAUAGCAGUCACCACUCUGUUGUUAUGAUGGCUGCAACUAUCUCUUCAUUGAUUCUAGACUUCACAUCGGAGGAUGCUCUUCGACACCAUCCAGGCUUUGAUGAUGGCAAGUUGGCUGGUCUCUGCCAACUCUUCAAGAGAAGUAUGACUGCUAGUAGUGAGGGUGUGUUGUAUGAGGAAGCUGAAGCGGAUCUCUAUGAGAUUGUCAUUUCAGGAUAUUCACGCUGGUCUGAGCGUUUUCCUUGCAUCAAGGUAGCAGUUGGAAAAUAA